CCUUGUGCGCUCCCCUCAUCGCACGAGGGCGCGCAUUCCCAUGAGAGGCACGUACUCGUAGAGAAGACCUCUCGAGCACAUGGACGGCAACUCCCGCCGUUGGCAAGCACCUGGCCGCCGGCUUCCACGCACGUUUUCAGAUGGCGACCACUGGUACGGUACUGCUGGGGCAACGUAUAUAAGGGAUGGCGAGGACCUCCGGGACUCCCAAAAACUCAUGGCGCUCUUCGGUUAUGGCCUCCUGUCGCUCGUUGUAGCAUCGCUCUUCGUUGUAUCGAGAGCGAACGUGCUCCCCGCGCACCGUGUGGGCUUCUUCAGAGCUCACCUCGUCCAGCGCGCCCCGCUUAACGAAACGUGGGGCCAGUACUCUCCCUAUUUCCCGUCUGGGUCGUAUUCGGCACCACCGGAUGGCUGCGAGGUUGACCAAGUCAAUAUUAUACAGCGCCACGGGGCUCGGUACCCUACCGAUGGUGCAACAGAGCGCAUUCAGGCCGCUCUCGCGCAGUUCGCCAACGUGACGGAAUACAAGGACGAGAAGAUCGCUUUCGUGGCGGACUACGAGUACGACCUUGGCGUAUCUCACCUCAUCGCCUUCGGAGCUCGCCAGUCCUAUGAAGCUGGUGAGGAGGUCUACGAACGCUACAGCGAUCUGGUCUCGAACGGUUCAAUCCCCUUCGUCCGCGCCUCCGGCUCUGAGCGCGUUAUCGACACCGCCACCAACUGGACGGCAGGCUUCUCUGCUGCGUCCAACGGUGCUUACAGCCCCGUUCUCAACCUAAUUAUAUCGGAAGAGCUUAACGACACCCUCGAUGAUGCGAUGUGCCCGAACGUCGGCGAAUCGGACGCCCAGACAGACGAGUGGACGUCUAUCUACGCGGCGCCCAUCGCUGAGCGUCUCAACAACAACGCCGUGGGCGCUAACCUGACCACCACGAACGUUUACAACCUCAUGUCUUUGUGCCCCUUUGACACGCUUGCCAAUGAGACGCCGAGCCCCUUCUGUGACUUGUUCACCGAGGACGAGUUCGAUGGCUUCGCCUACGUUGGCGACCUCGACAAGUACUACGGCACUGGCUACGGCCAAGAGCUCGGCCCCGUGCAAGGCGUCGGCUACAUCAAUGAACUUAUUGCCCGCCUCACCGGCCAGCCCGUCCAAGACAGCACCCAGACGAACCACACGCUCGACUCCUCGAACGAGACCUUCCCCCUCGACCGCACCGUCUACGCCGAUUUCUCGCAUGACAACCAGAUGAUCGCGAUCUACUCCGCCAUGGGCCUCUUCGCGCAGGCCGCCGCGCUCGACCCGUCCACCCCGGACCCCGCCAGGACGUGGCGCGCGUCGAACCUGGUGCCCUUCUCCGCGCGCAUGGUCACGGAGCGGUUGUCGUGCAGUGGGGAGGCGUACGUGCGCGUGCUCGUCAACGACGCGCUACAGCCUCUCGAGUUCUGCGGGAGUGGCGAUGGCAAAUGCACGCUGAAUGCGUUUGUCGAGAGUCAGUCUUACGCGCGGAACAAUGGCAAUGGUGACUUCGAUAAGUGUGGUUGGGUUGAGCCGGAGGGCACGUCGGCGUAGUCUUCUCGUCUUCCCUCUCAAUUGUCUGCCCUGUACGAUGCAACCAUGUUAUCCCUACUAGAAUACCGCAGAGCCUCUUAUCCACUCGUUGUACACACUAAGACAGUUAUCAGAGUAUCCAAUGGUACCCUUUACGCGCUC
Molecule: messenger RNA, 1714 nt
Organism: Schizophyllum commune H4-8
Lineage: Eukaryota; Fungi; Basidiomycota; Agaricomycetes; Agaricales; Schizophyllaceae
Product: acid phosphatase
Exons: 7
Coding region: 80-1573 (497 amino acids)
Molecular function (GO): acid phosphatase activity
Source: RefSeq, a predicted model, not a curated record